Messenger RNA from Aplysia californica (California sea hare), 2090 nucleotides. Its product is annotated as glycerate kinase-like. Gene Ontology annotation, biological process: protein phosphorylation. Gene Ontology annotation, molecular function: glycerate kinase activity. NCBI's taxonomy places the organism in Eukaryota, Metazoa, Mollusca, Gastropoda, Aplysiida, Aplysiidae. The record is from RefSeq and is a predicted model, not a curated record. Gene Ontology annotation, cellular component: cytoplasm.
UGGGGAGUCACCUGGUGCGAGGUGUGAUCAGCGUGCCCUCUGGUGUCGUCACUGCGCUUGUGGAAGCCGGCAAAGAAGACAUGUUGCUGAGCUCGCAGUCCAGGAUUCGUGUGAUGGAAGGAGCAAAGGACAACCUUCCCGACCAGGCUGCACAGGCAGCAGCCCAAGAGAUCCACACCCUGGCUAAUGGGCUGCAAGAUGGAGACCUGCUGGUUGUGCUAAUUUCUGGCGGUGGCUCAGCGUUGCUGCCUGCUCCCAUCGCCCCCGUGACCCUGGACGAGGUCAUGGAUGUGACCCGCAGAAUGGCCCGGGCCGGGGCCAGCAUUGUCCAGCUGAACGCCGUGAGGAAACAACUGGAGGCACUCAAGGGCGGGGGCUUGGCAGAGGCGGCUCAACCAGCACGGGUGAUAUCUCUAAUCCUCUCUGACGUGAUCGGAGAUCCCCUCGACUUCAUAGCUAGCGGACCGACAGUUCCAGACCGAACAACCCCGGAAGAGUGUCUCGAUCUGUUUGCCCAACUCAGCAUUCAGGACUCCAUUCCAGAAUCAGUCAAAACAUUGCUCACCUCGACGAAAUCUGAAACCCAAGACCAGGCUAGGUCAGUGGACUGGUCUCGAGUGCAUAAUGUCCUUGUGGGUACCAAUAAGAUUGCUUGUGAGAAAGCAAAAGAGACAAGCGACGAGCUUGGGUACCAGAGCAUCAUUCUUAGCACAGAGCAGGAAGGUGAAGCUCGAGAAGUCAGUCAGAUGUUUGCCACCCUAGCGAGCUAUAUUUCCCAUUUAUUAGUCGAUGGGUUGUCAUCUGGUAAUAAUAGAGAGGAAGAAAUCCAAAAGCUUGAGAGAUCUCUAUUGGUGUAUCCUAGCCUGAGCGUUGAUAAGUUGAAAGAAAUUCGCCAGCUCGCUGUGAGAGCGAAGGAGAUGCAGCGCGGAGUGUGCAUAAUAUCUGGGGGAGAAACAACCGUGAUGGUCAAAGGAAAUGGGAGAGGAGGACGCAAUCAAGAAAUGGCUGUAUCGGCCGCGUUGGAGCUACAAAGGUUCCUACCAGCCUCGGCACAAACUGAUUUAACCGUACAGAAACAAGACAGCUCUACUUCCAAAACGUGCGACGAAAUCAGUCCGCCCAGUAUUGUUUUUCUUGCCGCCGGAACUGAUGGUCAAGAUGGGCCGACUCCUGUAGCAGGAGCGGUGGUAAGUCCCAGAUUUUGUGAGCAAGCUCAGAGUUCUGGAGUGAACGUCAUCGAGUUUCUUGACAGGAAUGACAGCUACAAUCUGCUGACUCAGGUGGACGAAGGAGCGAACCUGGUGGUCCCCGGUCUCACGGGUACAAAUGUCAUGGACAUUCAAGUCCUUCUAGUCAAACCUGGGGUAUGAUGGUGAAUGCCCGUUACCACUGUUGUUGCUCUCUUGUGAAUUGUUUAAUGCAAAAUAUGUUCAGCGGGGUCAAUUCUUACUACAUCUAGAUCUAAAUGGAUGAGAAUAUGCACUUGAUAAAGAUCGCAAUCUGUUUUUGUUAUGGUUGUCUUGUUCGUUUUCAUCAUGUUUCAGCAUUUGAAAUGAAAAUGUGUAUUUCUCACUUUUCUGUUAAGCAGAUGUUUACUUUUUUUUUUGCUACUUGGAUGAGAAUAAAUUUCACAGAGAUUGCAAUCUGUUGUUGUUAUUGUUUUUGUUUAUUUGUUUAUUGUCAGUUUAUUUCAGUAUUUGUGUUAUUAAUAAUCAGAUGUAAAAAUUAUAUUGUAGGCUUACGUCUGUGUCUAAAUUGUAUACCAGCUAAGCAGAUAUAUAAUAUGUUUAAUUGUACGUACUUCGAACAUUUCUUAUACUUUUUAAUUGUUGUAGGGCGUCAAGAUGUCUUGAGUAUACCAGAAAAUUUGUCCCUCAUUGUGUUGAUUAAUGUGUUUGAAAGAGUGGGUUCUGUGCUUGUCAAGCACCAGAAAUGUUUUGAUCCCAGCUACAUGUACAAAUAUUUCAUUCUGAAUUAUUUUGAGUGUACCACAUGAGGUGUAAAAGUGCCAUGAUAAAGCUAUAAUUAUACACAGCCUUCAAUCUUUGAAAUAAAAUGCUUAUUAGGUUCUCUAAUUUGCAAAACAGAAA